CCCAAAUUUUCCACCACCACAACACCAACCCAAACAAAUCCGAUUUCGCCGCAAGAAUUCCUGUGCUUCGAUAUGAAGCCGGAGGUGGAGGUGGAGGCGGACGAACGGGCGGCCGAGAUGGCCCGCAAGAAGGCGGCGGCGGCCAAGAAGGCUGCGGAGGUGGUUGAUGUGGAGGAGGUGGUGGACGGCGAGGAGGAGGAGAAGGAGGAGGUUGAGGGGGAAGACGGGGAGGAGGCAGUAGAUGGGGAGGAAGACGGUGACGAGGAGGACGAGGGAGAGGGCGAGGAGGAGGAUGACGAAGAGGAGAUAGACGGGGAGGAGAAGGAGGCGGCGGGCGUCGUGGAGAUCUCCGACGAGGAUGACGACGACGACGACGCCGGGGAGGCGGAGGGUGGCGACGACGACGACGAUGACGAUGACGACGACGACGACGACGACGACGAGGUCGAUGGUGAAGACGAGCAGGAGGAGGAACUGGGAACUGAGUAUCUGGUCCAGCCCCUUGGUCGAGCUGAAGAUGAAGAGCACUCUAGUGACUUCGAGCCAGAAGAAAACGGUGAAGCUGCCGAGGAUGAGAUUGACGAAGAAGAUGAUGCCGAUGACGUUGAGGAUUCUGUGAAGGCACAGUCCUCUGCGAAGAGGAAGAGAUCAGGUGACGACGAAGAUGAUGGAGAUGACGAUGGUGACGAUGAUGAUGAUGGGAGGCCACCAUCGAAGCGAUAGUCAGCACGGCCCAUGCUGUGGUUGUGGGUCGUUGGUAAAUGGUUGUAGCAUUAGGACAUCUGUGGGUAGGUCUUGUAGCAGCUGAAACAAGAGUCCAGUGUUCAUCGUGGUAGUUGGUGUAUACCGCUGAUGUUGGUUAACAGCCUCCAGAACUUCAUGUAUGAGGGGAAAGCAUGAGGCUUGGUUUUAUGCUUGUGUAGCUUCUAAUUCAAGUCUGUAGAUCCUUUGUUCUGCAUCUUGUCAUGAUUAAAGUUUCUCUUUUACUGGAAA
Molecule: messenger RNA, 993 nt
Organism: Setaria italica (foxtail millet)
Lineage: Eukaryota; Viridiplantae; Streptophyta; Magnoliopsida; Poales; Poaceae
Product: acidic leucine-rich nuclear phosphoprotein 32-related protein
Exons: 2
Coding region: 73-723 (216 amino acids)
Source: RefSeq, a predicted model, not a curated record